UGUUGCAGUGGUGCCACAAACAAAGUAUCGUUAAGCAUCGGUAUUUUCCGGUAUUUUUUCUAAAAACGUUCGUGGCGAAUGGUUCUUAAUCGCAUUUAAUAAUCGCAUUUAUUUUAAAUGCGGCAUUUAGCCUUAUGGGCUUCCCUGUGUAAAUAAAUGCGCAUUAGGCUGAAUGCGUUUUUAUGCGCCAAUGGAAUCAGGCUAUAAUAUUUCGAUAAUCGACUAUUUGAUUAUUCCAAUAGCUUUCCAAUAGCCCUCCGCAUUUGUUCCUUUAAAGCUUUGUGUGAACAUCAUAUUAUAAAGGAGUUUUGGACUUCAACGACAGGCUGUUAUUGAACAGCAAGCAAUUGUUCCCAGAUCUGGCAACGCUGGCAGUGCCCAGGCUUCCGAAGCUUUGAUCGUGGUAUUGUUUACGUUUUAGUUUUGCGCACAUUGAGAUGAGGCUGCACUUUACGGCGAUCCUUAUCAUCUGCAUCGAGCACGUGACCAAGGCGGUCGCCCAGGGGAUGCCGAUCAGUCCCUGCCCGAAGAUAUUCCAGUACCGCUUCGACGGAACCGAGUGGUUCGGCCUGAUGGCCGUUCGCAGUCCGGAUGUCCACAGCCACCAGCCGCUGCACAUCCGGGUCACCCUCUCGAUGCGGGGCAAACCCACUACGAACUACCUGGGCGAAAUCGAGCUGCUGACUCGCGGAAAGUUCAGCCACAACGCACCGGUCCUUUACAAGAUCCGAUUCCCCAAACACCACUUCCCCCCCAAGCUGCUGCUCAUGUCGGCCAAUAACCAGGUCAUCUGCUUUGGAUCCGGCGAGCACAGCGUCUUCAUGACCCAAAUCCAGCUGGAGCACAUCAGGAAGUUGGCCUUCAUUCCGGACAAGAAGAGCUCCCUGCUGCUGGAUCCCGACGAGGAGGCGGAGAAAACGAUCCAGCCAUCCGGUUCGCCGCACAUCCAGUUCAAGAAAAAACCCUUUGGUCAGCCGCCCAAAGAGACUUGCGGGCGCAUCGAUAGAGACCUCGACUUCCGGUUGUUCCAAAGAAAAGACCACGGCGCAAGCGAUACCAACCCAAAGAGCUCCGAUGCCAUUGCAUCACCGGUGUUUGUCGACGACAACGACGACGACGACGAUGAAGACAUCGAGCACUUCGUGGACGAAACGGAAGCUGAGGAGGACAUCACGCUGGAUGACAACAAUAGCCUGCCGUCGAUCACCAGGGGAUCGUGGCCUUGGCUGGCGGCCAUCUAUGUGAACAACCUGACCUCCUUGGACUUUCAGUGCGGCGGGACGCUCGUCUCGGGUCGCGUGGUGAUUAGCUCAGCACACUGCUUCAAGCUGUUCAACAAGCGCUACUCGUCCAACGAGAUCCUCGUCUUCCUGGGCAGGCACAAUCUCAAAAACUGGAACGAGGAGGGAUCUCUGGCGGCCCCGGUAGAUGGCCUUUAUAUCCAUCCCGACUUCAACAGCCAGCUGAGCAGCUACGAUGCAGAUAUUGCUGUGAUCAUGCUUAAGGACGAAGUUCGGUGAGUUUUUGAUUUUUUUCUUAAAUAAUUAGUUGUAUUUAAGUGUUGUAUAUAUGGUAUAACAUGGGUUACCCAGAAAACUCGGACUUUUUUCGGGUCGAUUAGUUUUAGAUUCAACCAAA
This is a messenger RNA of Drosophila gunungcola (fruit fly), 1638 nucleotides long. Its product is annotated as serine protease gd. Gene Ontology annotation, molecular function: serine-type endopeptidase activity. The record is from RefSeq and is a predicted model, not a curated record. The transcript has 4 exons. Lineage: Eukaryota; Metazoa; Arthropoda; Insecta; Diptera; Drosophilidae. Bases 438 to 1520 code for a protein of 360 amino acids. Gene Ontology annotation, biological process: proteolysis.